Stylophora pistillata is the source of this 3106-nucleotide messenger RNA. Its product is annotated as sterol 26-hydroxylase, mitochondrial. The record is from RefSeq and is a predicted model, not a curated record. Gene Ontology annotation, molecular function: iron ion binding; heme binding; monooxygenase activity. Lineage: Eukaryota; Metazoa; Cnidaria; Anthozoa; Scleractinia; Pocilloporidae.
CGAAUGUUUUCAACUUGCAAACUUAUUUCGCAAGCUUAAUUGUUUUCUUUUCUGCUCCUGGGAAUGCGUUACGAACACUACUAGUAAAGACUGGGUUUCAUUAUGUAUUCUUUAUCAAGAGUUGCUCUCCGCAGAAGUCUUCUCCCAUGUUAUGAAGUGUCAAAACCCUUGAAUUCUCUUCUGAGAUUUCAGAAAAUCGAAGCAGUUUCUGACAGCAGCAGGGAUCAUGAAUCCGCAACUCCUGGAGCGAGACCCUUCGAAGACAUCCCUGGACGCCCCAAAAACUUAAGAUCGAUCGCAGAGUCUUACUGGAAAACUAAAGGAUUCACUAAAGGAUACAAAUUGUGGGAUGAACUGUUUCAAAAAUAUGGCCCCAUUUUCAAGGAGUUCGCUGUGAUAGGUACACACUCUGUGCACCUUAUUGAUCCUGUUGAUCAAGAAAAGGCUCUACGUGCUGAAGGAAAAUAUCCCUCCAGACUAAUUGUUGAUUUUUGGUUGGAACAUCGACAACGAAGAAAUUACUUCCCUGGCAUUGUGCUCUUGGAAGGAGAGGAGUGGUACAGAGUGCGACACAGUGUGGCUCCAAAAAUAAUGCGUCCAAAGAUUAUGGAGGAGAACAUUGAUAACUUUACUGCUGUAACAAAUGAUGCUAUUGCAAGGCUUGCCAAACUAAAGGAAGAAUGUGGACCUGAUGGAUACAUUCCAGACUUGGAGGAGGAACUUAGUAAAUGGGCUACAGAGAGUGUGGGAACACUUGCAUUUGAUUCUCGCCUGGGGCUUUAUGAAGACCCUCCCAAGGAAGAAGCCAUGCGAUUCAUCACAGAGGUUCAUAACUUCUUCUCAAUCAGCCAUAAGUUAUUUUUUAGUGUAUCAAGGAGAAUUGCUAAGAACUUCAACAUUGAUACACCAUUACUGAAGAAAUUCUUCAAAACUGCUGAUGCCCUUAUAGAAAUUGGGGAAGGUUUUGUGGAUAAGAAGAUGAGAGAAUUAAAAGAAAUGUCAGAUAAAGAAAUUGACCCCUCUGGCAACACUCAAGUUGUUCCAUUGUUGACCUACCUGCUCACAAAGAAGGAACUGACUCCUCAAGAGGUUGUGGGUGUUGUUCUUGAUGUUGUGGGCGCAGGAGUUGAUACAACGGCAAAUACUACUUUGUGGAUGUUAUAUAAUUUAGGAAGAAAUCCACGCGUGCAAGACAAACUCUAUCAGGAGGUGGAUAGUGUUGUUGGAAAGGAUGCAGAUGUCACCUCUCAGAGUCUUGCAAAAUUGUCAUAUCUGAAGGCUUGUCUAAAAGAAACAAUGAGAUUACACCCAGUUGUUUCCGCCAACAGUCGAAUAUUGGAUGAGGAUAUUGAGUUGCGUGGCUAUCAUGUGCCAGCAAGAACUUUCAUAGUUUUAGAAAAUUACUGUACUGCUCGCUCUGAAAAGUACUUUGAGGAUCCUUUAGAGUACAAACCAGAGCGCUGGCUGCGAGAAAACAGGGAAGAGGCUCACGCUUUUGCAAGUAUACCAUUUGGAUUCGGACCUCGAAUGUGCCUUGGUCGUCGUUUGGCGGAAUUGGAAAUUUAUCUGUUUAUUUGCAAGCUACUGCAGCGGUUUCAAAUUGAGUACAAUCAAGGUCCAUUGGAAAUGUACCAGAAGCUCAUUAUGGUUCCUGAUAAACCGGUUAAUAUCAAACUUAUCGACCGCCUUUGAGUCACUAAAAUUUCUUAUUACACAGUGGCACUCACUGACCCUCUCCUCCACCUUCAUAACUCAGCGGGCUUACAUUAAGUGACGUCAUAAAUGAAGGCCAUAUCACUAUAUUACCCAUAGUUAAUACCUUUGAAUUAGAUGUAACAAUAUAAAUGAAACGAAAAAGUAACUGAAAGCUUAACUUGUGAAUUCACAGGCGGGACACGUGUACCAUGUGUGGGAAUGAGUACAGUUUCCCGCUCUAAGCUUAAUUCCGUAACAGAAGAUAUUAUAUCAACCGAUUUUCUUAAUUCAAAGUCCAUUCUCCAACAUCCGCACACAUUCACUCUUAAGAUCCAAUUGUUAUAGAAGAAGCGACAAUUAAGUUAGACUGAACGGGAGUCAUCCCUAAUAACAACAUGUAUCCCUUGCACUCAGUUGCACCUAAUGUCAACAACGCAAUCGUGAGAAAAUGAAAAAAGGCAAGUCGAAAUUCAGUAGGAAGUAAAUUAUGUUCUUGUGAUGUUGAUAAAUCCUAAACAUAAGCCGGCCUUAAAGCACUUACUCAAGUUGAUUUAAAUUAAUAAGCGAACUUCUUGUUUCCUAGUCGUUCUUUUCCCGUUUUUGCCUUAAUCCGCUGUUCAAUAAGCGCUGGGGUUUAAUACUGUCCUUCAAUGGGAAAAUGCGCUUUGGUUCAUUUGUCUUGUUUCACUUCUUACCUUUUUGGUUUUUUUUUCUGAGACAAUGUUUUUGCAGUUAUACAUAAGCAUCUGAUUUGGAGUUUCUUAUUUCACAUCACACGUUUUCAGUUUUUUUUAUUUUCAUUCGAUCAUUUAUAAUUACCAAUACUAUUAGAUUAAUUAGACUGUUCAGCGAGCAAGAGGCCUUCAAUGUUCUAUAUAAAUCAUGGUAUUUGACAUCAUUACUCAAUAUGUAGAUAAAUUUCAAUACUUAUAGUUAGUACUGAGGUGUAUAAUAGGUAAAAGUUUCAUUCUUUCGCUUAGUUAUAACCUUGUAAUCUCUGGGCGUAUUUGAUGUAAUGGUUUCCAAUGAGGCUAUUGUAUUAGCUACUGUAAAAUUUAUGUGACAGUAAUUCAGUAAUUUUAGGCCUCACUGAAGGACAACAUGAAACGGUUACGCGCAUAUAUACAUGUGUCAUUGGAAUUGUAAUACGCACAUAGUUACAUUUAGGAUAUUUUACCCCACCGUAUGGCAACAUUUAUUACGAACACAAAGUACGAGUUAAAGGACUUUUCAGUCAAAUUGCCUCCUUUUUACAAGCUAUUGCCUAACAUUUAAAUUAUUUUGUUAUCCAAUAUCUACCAGCUUAUCCAAUUUUCACAGCGCCUCUCAGCGACAUUCAAUCAUAGAAUGAAUAUCGUCUAAGGAAUGGAUAUUGUAAUACUAAUCUCCGAACUCGGUUUAUUUGGUCUGA